AUGUCGGCCAAGAAGGCAGAACUGAAGAAAACAAACCCGAACAGGAAUUACAAGACUGUUUGCCUGGAAUUGAAGCCAGAGCCGACCAAAACAUAUGACUACAAAGGAGUUAAACAAGAAGGGCCGUUUACCAAACCAGGAGGGACACAGGAGCUAAAGAAUGAACUCAGGGAGGUAAGGGAAGAGCUCAAGGAAAAAAUGGAGGAGAUAAAACAGAUAAAGGAUGUAAUGGACAAGGAUUUUGAUAAACUCCAGGAAUUUGUGGAGAUCAUGAAGGAACUGCAGAAGGAUAUGGAUGAGAAGAUGGAUGUUUUAAUAAACAUACAGAACAGCAAGCUUCCCCGCAGAAGAGGACCAAAGGAGCAGCAGGAACUCAAGCUCAUAGGAAAGACAGACCCACAGCUUCAGCUCAAGAAAAUGCACGGAGCUGAUGGAGCUCCACUGGUUCUUCACAAGAAGAGUGUGGCACUGCAAAAACCAAAAGAGGACCCGCUGGAUUGCCUUCAUCAAUGUGGGACCUGCUGCGAGAAAUGUUUGUUGUGUGCCCCAAAGAACAACUGCAAUCAGGGACAUACCCCUUCCAAGGCCUCAGGCCCUUGCAAAGGUGGGGAUGAGCCGAUGACCCCCCACUGCUCCACUCUGUGCCCUCACUUCAUCUCAUCCCUAUGCAUUCUAUCAUCUCACAUCAUCACAAGAAGAAAGCUGCAGGCCCGACACCCUAAGGGCCACCACCUGGCAGCCCUCUGUACUGGGGAACAGCGGGCGGCGCUGUGCACUGCCCACGCGCAGUCCCUGCUGGUCGGGAGACGCGCUCAGAGUCCUGCCUCGGCGGCUGUGCGGUGGGCUGAGGUCUGGGGGUCUGAGUCUUUCCUAAAGAGCCUGCUGGUGGGAGGUCAGAGCCCCCAGUUGGCUGGACCAGGACAGAAAACCUGCGAACUCUGCAGGGGUGGGGAGAAGUGGAAGCACCUGGCGGCUUCCACUCCCAGGGGGCCUAAUGGCUCCCGCCUCCUGCUGAGACUCACCCAGGGAGAUUCCCCCAAAGAGGAAGGGCGCUGCAGGCUGAGCAGCCAAAACCAACAGACAAAGCAGCAGCAACAAGUGCCUAUCAGAUACGGGAGAGGCAACUUUGUUGAUGGAAACAGUGAUUGA
Messenger RNA from Equus quagga, 1149 nucleotides. It is a transcript of the gene TEX35, whose product is annotated as testis expressed 35. The record is from RefSeq and is a predicted model, not a curated record. The transcript is spliced from 11 exons. Lineage: Eukaryota; Metazoa; Chordata; Mammalia; Perissodactyla; Equidae. Bases 1 to 1149 code for a protein of 382 amino acids.